AUGAAACGAAAUGAUGAAAAGUCAGUACAAUUGAGGAAAAAAAGCAAGCGUGAGGAAGUUGGAAAAGUAGCAGAAUCUGAAGAAGUAUCUCAGUCUAGCAGUUCCGAACAACCUAUGAUGGCUUCAGCAGUUGAUACAUCCAGUUCCUCACAAGAUAAACCACAAUCACCAUUUGAUUCUCAAUUCAUGAAAAUGGCCUGCAUCGUUGUAUUUGAAGUCGAUCCGGAAGCCAAUAUGGCCAAUUUCAUAGCUAAAGAUAGUAUUAAAGUUGACAGAGCUGAUCAUUGCGCGUACCUCUGCUACCGAGACGCCUGCAGCGCAGCCAUCUUUACGCCAGCAACUGCUCCUGGUAGCAAAGGUACCUGCGAAAGACGAUUUGAUAUUGCGGAGAAGUGUAACGCCACGCUGAAUAGGGAUUACUACUACAAGACUACCAAGCCUAUUCACUUGCAAUGUUUUAGAUGCCUUCCCGAGAAACCACAAACGAAACCAUCACUUGAAGCAAUUACCCCACAGCCGGAAACAUCGCUUGUCACACAGAAGAAGCAUUCAUCUGAAACAACAACUGUAGUUCAAACUGAAGAGAGUGAUGGGUUGGUUAAAACCACAUUGAUGCAUGAUGUGGAACUGAAAAUGGCUGAAAUGGAACCGGAAGAAAUCGAAGAGAAAGAAAAGGAUGUGGGAAUUACUGCAUUUGACGUUAUCAAUAAAGACAUAGAGAUGAGUACUGUCGUCGAAGAAAGUAAGGACAAAUUUAUACAGGCAGAGGAUACUAAUUCGGUGGAGACCACUCAAGCACUCAUAACAUUCAUUGGAAAUGAGCAAACACAAGCAUCCAUUGAAAAUAUUAUAUUUGGACCGGACGUUGAAACUGAAACAUUCACAAAAGUAAUUUCGACUAGUACUGAAGACAUAGAAAUAACGACAAGCGAGUCAGCCAUUGGGUUAUUGACCAGCGACUCGACAUUUGAAAGUCAUUCAGCAACUCUUAAAACUGAAUCCGUUUUAUCUACCAAUCAUGUAACUGGAGUUGGAGCACAAACUACUUUCGAGCAUGGAUCAAUAGGUGCAGCGGGGUCAAAAAUACAAGCACUCGAAUCCGUACACCAAUCCAGUCCAAAAAGUGAAGAAUUUACUUCGGCUACUACAGAAGAAUCUAGUGCUUGGCAAAAGGUAACAUCAGAAGCAAGAGCAAGUGACGAUACAUUGCAGCGUGAACAUGAAGCUGAAAUAGGAUAUGACACAACAGAACUUACGCGAGCAGAUGGUACAGGAAGUAAAGUUGGGGAAGCAAUGACAACACCUACGAUAGGGACCAUCGAGAAAGGUGAAAGCGAAGUCGAAGAAUUCAGUAGCAGUGUAAUAAUGUUAAGUUCCACAGGUGUUGGAAUUGAUGAAUUCAGCGUAAAACCAAAUGUAAGCUCGAUAAAAGCCAAAUUAAGCAAAGGAACGGAAGCAACGCGGAUAUUCAGUGAGAUAAAGCAGGCUACAUCUGAAGGUCACACCGAAGCAAUUUAUACUGGUGGAAGCACAGAAGCAAAGUCAUCAUAUCCCGAAGAACAAGAUGAAGCAACAGCAUCUUCAGAUUUAUCCACCGCUUCAUAUAAGUCCAUAUCUGCUAUCUCUAAACAAAAGAAAAAAACUGAUGGAUUACCAUCAAGAGAUGUCACCGAAGCUCACAUAUAUCUCCAAGGAUGUAUCGUAACUUUCCAAGCGGAUCCGCAUAGUAAACGUCCCGCGGAAUCUCCCGCUGGCUUCCAAGCCUCAACAAUUGCUCAAACUGUAGAAGUUUGUGCUGGAAGAUGUUACCAGGAUGGUUGCACUGGUGCCAAGUACGAUCCGUUGAGCAAAGAAUGCAUCCUAAGCUAUAGCGGCAAACAAAUUUGCAAUAACGGACCAGAGCAUUUUUUUUAUCAAGCCAAUGAAACCACUUGGAUUCAUUGUACCGGAUGUCGUAUGUUCAUUUUGAUGAGUGACACAGCGACAUUGUUUUCUACAGAGGUACCAGAAGUUAAAUCAAUCAAAUCAGACGAAACUCCAAUGACAGAAUCAGGAGUAGCGUCGGAAACGAGUACGCAAGAAGAUGAAAAAAGUACGGAACAAGCAAUAGAAAAAGUAAUGACUGAAACUUUAUUAUCAUCAUCAUCAUCAUCAACAGCAACAGCAGUAGUAGAAGAAAUUUCAACAGAAACAGCAAAAGUUUCAAGAGCAACAGAGGAAGCAACUUUCGUGAACACUUUGGAAAAGAAAACAGGAAUACCGGAAGUGCAGCUAAGCAUUGACACCAUUCCGACAUCAGCUGCUGCUAUAAAGGGCGAGGAAUUAGUGAGUAAGGAAGAAAUACCGAUCACCGCUGCACCGCUCCAAACAACCCUCUUUGGACAUGAUUGUAGCGUUUUAUUCCAAGCUAGACCCAUCGACGGCCAUCCCAAAGAGCUUAUCACCGAAUUGAUUCCAGUAGGUGCAACACCCACAGUAAAAGAGUGCGCUAAACGUUGUUAUAUGGAUGGAUGCACAGGUGCAAAAUUUGAUCCGGUAAACCUGGAGUGUUUAUUAACAUUUGAAGAUUAUCAUCAAUGUGACGAAAAUGAGCAACAACACCAUUCAUUGGAGGCUACCGAAACGUUGUGGAUUCACUGUAUUAGUUGCAAGAAGGAAUUCACCGAAAGCACUUUAGGCUUAUUGGUUCAAGAUGCAACUACUUUGCCAGCAACUGAUGAAGGUUCUUUAGCUUCGGAACCUACAAAAGUUGAAGAAAAUUUUCUGACAAGUGUAAGUCCGGAUAUAAAACUGGAAUGGACAGAAGAAGUAGAAUCAGCAUUUGCAAGUGAUUCGGGUAAGACAGCCGACAAAUCAGCUGAUGUGCUGCCUGAACCAUCGGUGGGACUAAAAAGCACUAUAAAGGAAGGUGAAGAAAUACUUUUUGCAAGACCACCAUCCUUUGGAAAUGAAAGUAUAUUCCAAGUGGAAACCAAAGAACAAGAAGUUAGAAGUGAAGAAUCUGGAGAAGAAUCCAGUUCCGCUUCUACUGUUGUAGCUGUAGAAGAAGAAGAAGAGAUUUCAAGAUCACCAACAUUAAAAUCAUCAGUGGAGUUGUCUACAAAACACUUAGAAAUGGAAACAACUUCAACCGCGGCUGACGUCAUGGAAACAUUCAUUGAAACAAGCGGUGAUGAAUUAGAAACUAUAGUUCAACCUGAUAUUUUGAUUUCAUCGACUUUACAAACACCAUUGAACGUUCCCACUGAUAGUUCGGAACUAUCAAAUAUUAGUGGAGAAAUUUCUGAAAGUAGCGUCGCUUCUUCUGUUGUUGAGAAUUCAACCACCAUUCCUCAAACAAGCACAAUUGAAUCUGGCGAACGGAAGGACCAGAAGAAAGCUACUGUCGAAUUUCAAGAAGAAGCUGAACCGACAGCUAUUUCAGCAGAAAUCACCGUUAUGCCAACAUCUAUUAAUGGAAUAACGGAUGAUAUCGUUGGAGCUGUAGCCAGCAUUGUUGCAAACAUCUCAAGUAAUGUGCCGAAAACUGAUAUGAAAGAAAUGACCCGUAUGCUAGAAGGUUCGAGUACAAAAACUAAGGGAACUGUGCCAUUCGUUGCACUUAAGACAACCGUAGAAUCACGCACUGAAGCAACUUCUGCUAGUAUUGACGGAACAUUCCACACAGAUAUUACUUCAUCGAUUAUAGAAGAAACUGCAUCAAUAAAAUCAGAUGCUGGAGUAACGCCUGAGAAAGUAGGCGACGUUCCAUUAUCAGAUAUGACUAAAGCAACAACCGCUGAAGUAGUUGGCGAAGUAAUGUCUGUCGCAGAAGAAACAAGCACUUCCAUAAGUAUCGAAGAAAAUACUGAAGCAACAUUAGGACUUCUAGAAAAAACAUCUGAUGGAGUUUUGUUCUCCAAACCAGUUCCAAAUUCAAUAAUGAAGCAGCCAUUUGUGCAAGAGAAUGUCGGUGACAUCAUCAAAAAGAUUGCUCAGACAAAAGAUAUUUUCGUGACUGAUAUUAAGACAGUGGUGGCAGAUGCAGCAGUUAAGGAAGAAGUGGUUGAGAAAUUGGAAGAAGAAAGUCAAGUUGUAAGUGAAGCAAUCAAGGAUUCAGCGAGUGUCGCUAAUAAGUUAGGAAAUGGAGGUGAACUUAUGACGACAGAACCGCCCGUGCAAGCGGUCUCAGAUUUGAUCAGUGUUUUGAGUCAUAAUACGAAAAUUGAAGAAGUGAUUGGACGCAAGGAAAAAGAAAACGAUGCGUUUGUCGUUGAUGAUGUGCCCGUAACAAAAGAUGUUGAUGAGCGAAUGAUGACGGCAGGUGUUGUAAUCAAUAAACUCCAAAAAGAUAUCGCCAAAAAUUCUCUCCAAAACAUCGCUAAAAUAAAACCUUUUGAGGGAACACCUACUGAAUGUCUCGGCCGAAUUGAAUUCGAAAUAUUGGCAAUAGAAGAUCUCUCACAGCUAAAUAUCACCAAUGAGACUGCUGUAGAAUCACCAGCUGCAUGUGCGAUGAAAUGCUACAAAGCUGUAAACUGUCUUCUCGCAAUAUAUAAGGAAAGCCAAAAUGAUGAAUCAACAAGUGCAGUAUGUAUGCUGACAAGUAAUUCUGCUAUUUGCUCAUCAGAGAAGAAAUUCAUACCGCAGCACAAGUCCGACCUAUCACCAAUCAUCAUCAGCUGUUUAAAAUGCACCAAAUGCAAUUAUGUCAUCAGCACGAUGACGGAAUUAACGAGGAUACAGCAGGGAGAGACAGUGGAGCCAGCACUUUCAAUCGGACAAUGCGGUGAGAUAUGCUGGAAACAUAACUGUACCGUCGCUCAGUAUGAUCAUAAAUCGAACCUCUGCUUAUUAACAUCAAUGAAAAAUCAGCAGGAUUGUUCUCAAGAGACACCAAUAGUAGUAAACGGAGAUGAACCGGUUUUACUGGAAUGCGUCCGCUGUUUCACUUAAUCUAUGACAAUUUAAGCUACUGUAUGUUAAAGCAUAGCAAAUUCUUCAUAUUCUCAUCAAUGUUCCUGCCUUCAAUAUAUCAUAUUCAGUGUUUCCC
Loa loa (African eye worm) is the source of this 5032-nucleotide messenger RNA. RefSeq lists its product as hypothetical. The coding region runs from base 1 to 4935 and encodes 1644 amino acids. The record is from RefSeq and is a predicted model, not a curated record. The transcript has 18 exons. Lineage: Eukaryota; Metazoa; Nematoda; Chromadorea; Rhabditida; Onchocercidae.